Molecule: messenger RNA, 4287 nt
Organism: Pocillopora meandrina
Lineage: Eukaryota; Metazoa; Cnidaria; Anthozoa; Scleractinia; Pocilloporidae
Source: the annotation of a GenBank genome assembly
AUGAAUUUCUCGAGUUUUUGGGAGCCUGACUCCGCGCUGUCUACUUUGUCGACCCCGAGCGAGACGAUGAACACUCAAAAUAUAUCUGGGAAUAAUAAUCUUGAUUGCAGCUUUCAGCUUGACCUUCUUUUUUGGGUUGUGAACGGUAUCAUCGGGGCAGCCAUCUUACUUGGAAAUACUUUCACGUGUGUUGUAUUCCUGUCCAGAUCUCAUUUAAGACAGAAUUACAUGAAUAUCUACCUCGUAAGUUUGGCUGUCGCUGACAUUUUAAUGGGGCUUCUAGUCGUGCCUGGAUUUGCUGCAUUUUGCAGCGGCUGCACUUACAAGUGGAGCGAAUAUUGUUGGUUAUUUGGAGGUGCUAGAGAUAUCGCUUUUCCAGCGACAGUCCUAAACCUUUUGGCCAUUACUUACGAUAGAUACUUGGCUGUUCUACGACCUCUGCAAUACGCAUCGACAAUGACGAAACGCAAAGUCUUCUCCGUUCUUGUCGCUGUUUGGGUAACACCUCUUAUUGUUUCGUCUGUAAGGAGCAUUUGGCAGCAUUCAUGGGAAUCACAAGCCGUUAAAAAUGCUGAGUUGGUUUAUAAUGCAAUCCUUUCCACCGUGUUUGGGUUCUCGCCGGUUCCUAUUUUGCUCAUCGUUAACCUAAAGAUUAUGAGAACCAUCAAGAGUCAUGGAAAGCGAAUCCAUGUAGACAUGAUUGAGGGUACGUCGCUCUCUCACACCGACCCUGCGCCAACUUCGGGGCUUAACCAAGAAUUUACAAGUAACAUAACUAUCAUUGAGCAAAAUCGGAGGAACGCAUAUCGCCGAAAAAAGGGAACAAUGUCGUGUGUUUUAGUUGUUUUAAUAUUCAUUAUUUCGUGGCUUCCAAGGCAGUUCCUAAAUAUAUGCAUCCUUUUUGGUCGAAGAGAUUUAACGAGUCCUUUACUUGUGAAACUAUCAUUGUUUUUUCUUUUCUUUCAAUCUUCAGUGAAUCCUGCGAUAUAUUCUUUCUAUAGAAACGACUUCCGCCAAGCGGCCCGUCGGCUGAUAAAAAGGCAGCGUUGAUUGUAUCAUUCAUUUAAGGAGUGUAUAUAGAAAUUGUGUCCGUUUUUGUUUUUUCGUCUGUCAGAUAUGUGCGAAAAGGCGAUAUUAUUCCGUAAAAAUUUUAGCUUGUAGUUUUUUUUUUCGGUAAUAGGCCGUAAAAAAUGCUUCCCUCUAAACCACUGAUAACUUCAAAGAUAACUAAGUGGCAGUUACGAUUAUCUCUGUAACCAAACGGACUGAUAUAAGAUCAGCCAUUAGCAAAGGACAAAAUAAAUUUUCUGGAACUCACCACUUAAUGGUUGAUACUUGACAUGCAACUGAGUUCCUGAAAUGUGCGCGCCGGCUAGCAGACGGUUUUUUGCUUUACAGAUCUAAAUUUUCUCAGAACGGUAAGGUUUUGGGGAUUCGUGAAAAUAAGAAAAUGUGUUCGAGCGACAACGAGAGUUGCUUUAUCUGUUUUUUCAUAAUUGGUAAAGCCUAUACUGAGUAUUGUUCAGUCGGAUCUAUAACUGUAACUGAGCGCAAAAUCGCUAAACUUGAUGAAGGCUUUUGUAUCGCCCUAUCUAAAUCAACAUUGUAAAUAUAGCGAGUUCCUUUAAAUCGCCUUUUUGAGUUCCUUAAAUUUUCACGUUUAAGACUCUUAAAAUCGCCUUCUUAAGUUCUUUAAUACGCCACUCUAAGUCCCUUCGCCUCUUUUAAGUUCAUGAAAGUAGCCUCCUAAGAUCCCUUAGAAUUGACGCCAAUUUUUCGCUCCUUUACAUUGUCCCUCUCAAGUUCCUUUAAAUUUGCAAUUUUGAAGUUCUUAAAAUGCCUUUUUAAAGUCCCUUAAAAUCUAGCGCCACUUACAAAAUCGGUGUCUGUUUAACUUUGAAAUGAGACGAAAUAUUUCCAUUAAUUCUGUACUCUUGGUUCCCACUACUCCAAUUUCCGCUAUUUAACACUUCAAAUUUGGCACGAAAAUUUAAUGACAUUUGUUAUUUGUGAGAUGCAUGAGGAAUAAAUAGCAGCGAGCCUACGUUUCUAGCCGAUGAGGUCGUUGAAAAAGAGAAAUUUUAACCAAAGGACUGGUUGGCAGUGAACUGAGAACGUCUGUCAGGAUCCAACUGAAUGCAAUGGAUAACGGGAAAGCGACAAAGUCUAAAUGACGCCGUUUACGUUAUCAAAACGGGUUUAGCUGUCUACGAGCUUCCCUGAACCUUUCAGCGCGAAUUAUAACAUAUAUAUCUUGAAGUCAAUUCACGUUUUUCUUCUGUAAGCGGAACUAUUCAGUGAUCAUGUGACUCGCGCGUGUUUAUACAUGUUCAAUACCAUUUCAAACAUGUGCACCUUUCAGCGAGCCAAAGCGCUUUUGGAAACUAAGUGAUUCUUCUGAUGUUUAUUCUAAUGCUGCAACGGAAGUUUCAAAAUUAAAAUUGCGAUUGUCAAGUCACAUAUUAUUUCUCUCUCUUUGUUUGACAUCUGUAACACUUCUCACAGCUUUUGCGUAUGACGUCAACGUUCAAUUUGUUCUACACCUUGUGCGGCUGUUAUUUACAAUUUUAGUCCUAAGCGUGCCUGAAAACAACUACCGGAAUAGCUGAAUGAAGCUAAUAGUGCUAUAACAAGUCAUGCUUAUCCGUUGCAUUAAAUUUUGUGCUUGCUUGCUUGGUUAAAUGCGAUGAAAGGUCCUUGUACCAUUUAGUUGCUUUUGACCUGCUGACAGAGACGCAUUAAUUUUUUUCUUUUUUCGCUAUAUUAUAACUGGCGAUGUCGCAAGUAUCUUCAAAUAAUUCAACUAUGUUUUCUAGCCAUUAUUCGGUACAUUUUCCAGACUUUAACCCACCCACAGGUGAACUCGAGUCUAAUGGAGACUGUAGCCGAGAGCUUGACUUCGCUUUUUGGAUCAUAAACGGUGUAUUCGGUGUUCUUAUCCUGCUGGGAAAUUCCCUCACUUGCGCAACGUUUUUACGGUUCGAAACCCUCAGGCGGAGCUACAUGAAUUUGCUUCUGCUGAGCUUGGCCAUUUGCGACGCUGCAAUGGCCGUGAUAGUAACGCCUGGUUAUGCCACCUUUUGCACUGGUUGCUCUUACAACUUGAGUAAAUUUUGUUGGUUUUUCGAAGGUGGCAAAGAUGUGUGCCUCCUCACGUCCACAUUCAAUUUACUUGCCAUCUCAUACGACAGACAUCUGGCCAUCUUUCAGCCACUCAAAUACCAGGUCAAAAUGUCGCGAAGAAAACUCCGUGUGAUUUUAUCGGUUGUGUGGCUCACUCCACUGUUUCUCGCCUCGCUCAGGAACAUUUGGUCCCACACUCGGCCGGAGAACGUUGUAGAGAAGCUCAACAGAACUUAUUCAUACAUCUUACUCAUCGUCUUUGUCAUACUUCCGAUAGUAAUCGUGUCCGUUAUAAACAUAACAAUUUUGAUCGCCAUCAAAAAACAAAGACAAAAGGUAACAGUGCUCAACACGACCAGUGAUGGAGUCUGGUGGAAAAAGCAAACUCGUAUGCAGUAUCUUCAGUUACGAAAAGGAACUCUUUCUUGUGUUUUAAUAGUUGUUAUUUUCGUAGCCUGUUGGUUACCCAGAACAGUUCAUUACGCUUUUUAUCUCUUCAACCAUCCAGAAUUGGUAACUCCUAUCCUCCGAAAAAUUUCCGUGACUUUUCUUUUAUUGCAAUCAUCCAUGAAUCCCCUAAUAUACUGUUUUUAUCGAAAGGAGUUUCGACAAGCUGUCAAAACUUUAAUUAAAUGUGCGUAGAACUUGACGGCAAAAUUUCAGUGCGCUAUAUGGAAAUAUCUAGGAAAUGUCUGCAGGUCAUUUGUGUCAACAAAUUGAACGGAAUUAAAAUUCAGCAUUCACCGAUUCGUUUGUCUUCUUUGAGUCUGAUAUCAUGGGUAGUAAACAAUGAUUAUUUUCUAUAUUUGAAACUUUCUUUAACUGUUUAGUUUGUCUGACAAUAAUGCAAUCCAAAGAGGUUUCCUGUCUCCUAAACCCUUUACAUCCUGACAUCAAUAUUUAUUUUCUCCAUACUAUUGCCGUAACAUUUCUUAUGGUACGGACAAGGAGAAUGACAAGCUUAUUCAGUUUGCAAUCAUUUUUCUUAUUUUCAUGGUUUCAAUUUUUGAUUAAUCAUUGAUGCUGUAGGGAGAACUCAGAUUCUAGGCACUUUUUGGGGUUUAAGUGUCAUUUUGUUAUUAAAUAGAUCGCUGGUCAGUCACUCCACCAGAUGAGAAGACAGUGGAAAGUUCCGCUGAGACUGUGGUGAGUGUCAAAGGAUAA